AUGACUUUGCCUGGUUCUUGGAAUUCUAAUAACAUAUUCAAGACUCUUUUCUCUUUCCACACAUUUUAUGACUCAGUGCUGAUAAAUUUUGUGGUGAAUAGAAACACAAUCUCCUAUCAUUUCUGUGCUGCACAGCUGGCUUUCUUUCUUGUUUUUAUUGGUAGUGAGCUUUUUAUUCUCUCUGCCAUGUCCUAUGACCGCUAUGCGGCCAUCUGUAAGCCUCUCUUCUACACCGUCGUCAUGUCCCCGAGAGUGUGUUGGGUUCUAGUGGCGGUUCCCUAUCUCUACUGCACAUUUGUGUCCCUCCUCAUCUCCAUAAAGGUUUUUACUUUGCCCUUCUGUGGAUCCAAUGUCAUCAGUCAUUUCUACUGUGACUGUAUCCCCUUGAUAUCUUUGCUCUGCUCAGAUACUCACGAAGUUGAAUUUAUAAUCAUGGUAUUUGCAGCUUUUGAUCUGAUUUCCUCUCUUCUGGUGGUCCUCGUGUCCUACCUGCUCAUCCUCGUAACCAUUCUGAGGAUGAACUCUGCGGAGGGCAGGCGCAAGGCCUUCUCCACCUGUGGGUCCCACCUGACAGUGGUCACAGUGUUCUACGGAACUUUGAUAUUCAUGUACGUGCAGCCCAAGGACAGUCACUCCAAAGACACUGAUAAAAUGUCUUCUAUAUUUUAUACUUUGAUUAUUCCAAUGAUGAAUCCCUUGAUCUACAGCUUGAGGGACAAAAAUGUAAAAUAUGUCAUACAAAGGAUGUGGAAAAAGCCAUCUGGCAUCUUUCCUUAA
This is a messenger RNA of Chinchilla lanigera (long-tailed chinchilla), 777 nucleotides long. RefSeq names its product olfactory receptor 8K3-like. Gene Ontology annotation, biological process: G protein-coupled receptor signaling pathway; sensory perception of smell. Gene Ontology annotation, molecular function: olfactory receptor activity; G protein-coupled receptor activity; odorant binding. Gene Ontology annotation, cellular component: membrane. The record is from RefSeq and is a predicted model, not a curated record. NCBI's taxonomy places the organism in Eukaryota, Metazoa, Chordata, Mammalia, Rodentia, Chinchillidae. The transcript has a single exon. The coding region runs from base 1 to 777 and encodes 258 amino acids.